This is a messenger RNA of Paecilomyces variotii, 597 nucleotides long. RefSeq names its product proteasome component. Gene Ontology annotation, cellular component: proteasome core complex. The record is from RefSeq and is a predicted model, not a curated record. NCBI's taxonomy places the organism in Eukaryota, Fungi, Ascomycota, Eurotiomycetes, Eurotiales, Thermoascaceae. The transcript has 2 exons. Gene Ontology annotation, molecular function: threonine-type endopeptidase activity. The coding region runs from base 1 to 597 and encodes 198 amino acids.
AUGGCAAUCACCUUCAGAGACGGAGUCAUCCUGGGCGCAGACAGCCGAACGACGACCGGAGCAUACAUCGCGAAUCGAGUGACGGACAAGCUGACCCAGGUUCACGACACCAUCUGGUGCUGCCGAUCCGGUUCUGCGGCCGACACCCAGGCGGUUGCAGAUAUCGUCUCUUACCAUCUGAACAUGUACGGGAUCGUCAACAACGAACCCCCCACGACUCAGACCGCGGCUGCGCUCUUCCAGGAGCUGUGCUAUGAGAACAAGGACCAGCUGAGUGCCGGUAUUAUCAUUGCGGGAUACGACAAGCGACACGGUGGACAGGUCUAUUCGAUACCGCUGGGCGGUUCCCUCCACAAGCAGCCCUAUUCGAUUGGCGGGUCUGGCUCAACUUACAUCUACGGUUACUGUGACGCUCAUUGGAAGGAAGACAUGACGGAGGAGGAGGGAGUCCAGUUCGUGAAGAGUGCCCUGCAGGAGGCUAUCAAGUGGGACGGCAGCUCCGGUGGUGUUAUCCGUAUGGUGGUCCUGACGGCCAAGGGCGCCAUUCGACAUCUGUACCUGCCGGACAAUGGCUACACUGGGCCAGGUGCGAAGUAA